AUGCGGAAUCUGCCGCACUAUGAGCCCUCGCAGACAAUACUGAACGCGGAACAGGCAGAGUUUGACAAUGAAAGCCUUACCAUAAACGACGCAAAAUUUGAGACAUAUCUGCAAACAAAGCGCUUGGGCGCUGAUAAUGUGUGCUCGGUGCUAGCAAAGCUGCUUAGCAUUGAAGAUGUGUCCACCAUGCAAUUGUAUGCGCAGUUAAUGCAGUCGGAUGUGCAUAUUAAUAAGAUGGGCAGAUUUGUCUAUAGCUUCCAGCUGAGUGCAACGCAAGUCAAUCCCGAAGAGGUGCUGGCGCCCUUUCUCGAUGAUGUGGUGUUAAUAUCUCAAGAAAGUUUAAUAGCAUCACCACUACCCAAACAGGCUGUCCUGGCAUUGCUGCCACACAAGCACGAAGCUCUGCCUAUAAAGGAUCCAUUGUGUCGUUAUAUUGCCAGUGUGGAUCAGGUAACACGCAAUCGCAUACAGUUCAAAUUCAAACGCGGCGCCUGGCCUGGUGAUGAGGCACUCAAGAAAAGCUUCUACGUGAUCUUGCGCUCACGGCGCACGCCUUUUCGCUUUAUGUAUCGCGCAAUGCAUUUGCUUCAGGAGAGCCCCGAGCUGCGUUCUUAUUUGUUUCCCAGCAAAGACCAACAGAGCAGCUACACAUCAAGGAUAUUACCUGCUGUUGAAUUGUUCAACAAGAGCAUUUCAAAUAAUUUGGAGCAGUUGCAGGCAGUGCAGCAGCUGGUGCAUGGCCCUAGCAGCCAGGCGCCCUACAUAGUGUUUGGACCACCCGGCACCGGCAAGACCACUACCAUUGUCGAGGCCAUAUUACAGUUGCGACUUCAGCAACCUCGAAGUCGCAUUCUUGUUACCGCCGGUUCAAACUCAGCCUGCGAUACCAUUGCCUUAAGAAUAUGCAACUAUUUUGAUACUAAUGAGCGCCUGCAGGCGCAUUUCGCAGCUCAGGCUUUGCAGUCACCCUUGAUCACGCAAGAUGUGCGUCAAGAUCAGCAGCUUAUGCGUCUUUUUUCCCGCUCCAUUUACGCAAAAGGCAUAAGCUCGGUGCCGAAGCUACUCUUGGAACAUUCCAAUUGCGCCAAAGGGGGCUAUGAUCAUCUGCGCGUCGACAAGCUAAGACAGUAUGGCAUCAUAGUGGCCACAUUGUGCACAGUGGGACGUUUGGUCACCGAUAAUUUGGGUAAAUUUAAUUUUUUUACCCAUGUCUUUAUUGAUGAGGCGGGUGCCUCCACCGAGCCCGAGUCGCUCAUUGGCAUUAUGGGCAUUAAACAACAUAAUGCCUGCCAUGUCAUACUUUCCGGCGAUCACAAGCAACUAGGCGCUGUUAUUAAGAACAAUCGCUGCGCUACACUGGGAUUGAACCAUUCGCUUAUGGAGCGACUGCUGCGCAGUGAAUUGUAUGCAUUGGAUGAGAAUGGCAAUUACGAUGUCAGGCUGCAGACGCGACUGCGUCGCAACUAUAGAUCGCAUCCAGAAAUUGUUGGACUUUACAACCAUCUGUAUUAUAAUGGGGAGCUUAUAGCUGAAGCGCCACCAGAGCAAGUUAAUCUGGCAGCCAACUGGCCCUUGUUGCCCAACACCAAGUUUCCAAUAAUAUUUCAGGCCACACAUGGGGUGACCAAACGUGAAAAAGACUCUACUAGCUCCUACAACGCCCUGGAGGCCCAAGUUCUUUGCUGGUAUGUCAAGCGUUUGCUGCAAGGUGGACUGGGCGGCGGCAUUAGCGUUAGUCAGCAAGAUAUUGGCGUGGUAGCGCCUUAUGUAGCACAAUGCAAGCUUAUCAAUGAGAUGUUGCGCCAACAAGGCUACAGCCAAGUGGAAGUGGGCAGCGUGGAGAACUAUCAGGGACGGGAGAAGACCAUAAUAAUAGCUACUCUGGUGCGCUCGUUUGCCAGCAUGGGCUUUAUGCGUAAUCCACGUCGGAUCAAUGUGUUGCUGUCGCGCGCCAAGUCCUUGAUGAUACUGAUUGGUAAUCCUGUAACGUUGCGCUAUCAUCGUGACAUUAAUUUCAUUAUAAACGAGUGCAAAUUGCAUGGCAACUACUUGUUUAAAAAGAAGCCUGGUGGUCUGCGACCAAACUUCCUGAGUGAUGUCAUUCUGGACGAAGAGGAGAUUGUAUUUGAUGAUGAAUUGGAGAAGGAUUUGCCUUGGUAUUGUAAAAUGCCGCAGGAUAUAAAUAAUCAUGGUAAGAUUAAGCUUUACGCUGAAGAUUUGCUUGUUUCUUCUGAUAGUGAUUCUACUUGGAAUUGA
This is a messenger RNA of Drosophila busckii, 2256 nucleotides long. It is a transcript of the gene Mov10, whose product is annotated as putative helicase mov-10-B.2. Gene Ontology annotation, molecular function: RNA binding; 5'-3' RNA helicase activity. Gene Ontology annotation, biological process: regulatory ncRNA-mediated post-transcriptional gene silencing. The record is from RefSeq and is a predicted model, not a curated record. The transcript has a single exon. The coding region runs from base 1 to 2256 and encodes 751 amino acids. Lineage: Eukaryota; Metazoa; Arthropoda; Insecta; Diptera; Drosophilidae. Gene Ontology annotation, cellular component: cytosol; P granule.